CCCCGCGGCCCCAGACCGGCUAAAGCCGGUAUAUAUAAACGGAGAAGAGCUGAGAAUCCAGCCCGGCAUGGCCAGGAGCUGAGCGUCCGCUUCAGGGGCAAUUACAGGGCGGCCCGGGGCAACAUAUGGGCUGGAGGGGUAAGAGCCGAGCCCCAACUGCCUCUCACAGAUAAACAUGAGAGCCAUGUCGGGGUGCAGCAGAGCCAACGUUUAUACCAAAGUGCCUGAUGGGGGCUGGGGCUGGGCCGUGGCCGGUGCCUUCUUCUUCGUGGAAGUAUUUACCUACGGGGUCAUCAAGUCCUUUGGGGUCUUCUUCAACGAGCUGGUGGGCUACUUCGACGAGAGCAACAGCCGGAUAUCCUGGAUAAUCUCUAUAUGUGUCUUUGUAAUGACGUUUACUGCUCCUUUGUCGACGGUACUGAGCAAUCGCUUCGGGCACCGGCCGGUGGUUAUGGUCGGGGGGCUCCUCAUCAGCACGGGGAUGAUGGCGGCUUCGUUCGCACGCAGUGUUGGGGAGAUGUACGUCGCCAUCGGGCUCAUAUCAGGUCUCGGCUACUGUCUGACGUUCCUCCCUACUGUCACGAUCCUGUCGCAGUAUUUCGAGAGACGCCGCUCGCUGGUUACCGCCGUCGCAUCUACGGGGGAAUGCUUCGCCGUCUUUGCGUUUGCCCCAGCCAUCACUGCACUGAACGAUCUGAUUGGCUGGAGGUGCUGUUUACUGAUGGUGGGGGCUCUGCAGCUCAACAUUGUAGUGUGCGGAUCCCUGCUGCGCCCAAUCACCAUCAAACCCCCUGAUGUGGCCAAGUCGCCGGCCAAAGGUGAAGCGCUGGAAAGCGCCUACAUGCUUGAGAACGAGCAGACGCUCACCUCCAUCGACUCCAUUGACUCCGGAGUGGAAGUAUCUACCUCACCCAAGAACCUACCGACCGGCCUGAAGCCUGCCCGGAGCCCGGAACCGCCCAGAGAGAGGAAGGAGACGGCGGAACGUCCGGAACCAGAGCCACUUCUGGACUUCUCAGUAUUAAGGAACCCCAGCUUUAUCUGUUACGCGCUGUUUGGGCUCUUCGCCACCUUGGGGUUCUUCGCCCCGUCGCUCUACAUCAUCCCCCUCAGCCUGAGCCUGGGCAUCGACAGGGAGCUCUCGCCCUACAUGCUGUCGGCCAUGGCCAUCUCCGAGGUGUUUGGGCGGAUCGGCGCCGGCUGGAUCCUGAACAAGAAGCCCGUGCGUAAGAUUUACAUCGAGCUGGCGUUUGUGGCGCUGCUGUGCGUGGCGCUCCUCGCCUUCCCCUUCGCCUGGAACUUCGGGGGCCUCAUGGCUUGCAGCGUCUUCUUCGGGGGCAUGUUGGGCACGGUGACGGGCACGCACAUCCCGCUGGUCGCCGAGGACGAUAUUGUGGGCAUUGACAAGAUGGCGUCGGGGGUCGGAGUGUACGUGUUUAUCCAGAGCGUUGCUGGGCUGGCUGGGCCGCCACUGGGAGGGGUGCUGGUUGACUGGACGCAGAACUACGGGUCGGCAUUUUACUCCUGUGCAGCCGGGAUGGCGCUUGGGGCCCUGUUCCUGGCACUGGUCAGGCCGUGCAAGAGGGGACUGGGCAAGGAGAAGCCGGCGGCCGGGCACCACCCCCUGUGCCAAGAUGCCAAGGAGCUGCCGGUGGACUUUCUGGAAAUGGACUUGGCCAGGGCUGAGGGUCUCAGCAAAAGCUGCCAGAGUCUAAACGAAGCCCCCUCCAAUGGGAUCCUAUGAGCUGCCCAAACUGUCUCACUUCCACGUGGGCGGCCCCCGGGGGCCACGGAGCUGCCACUUUAAAGGGCAGAGCUGCUUUAAGGUGAUACUUGAACCCCCCUCUGAUUCUCUGCCUGCCCCCGACGGCUCUCUUUCUCAUAGUCCCGUAGCAGAAGAUGAUUGGACAGUUUCCCAUUGCCUUGUUCCCGCCCCCCUAACUUCCUGACCGUGGGAAAGAGAGCAGCCCAGGAGUAGGAAAUCCAGGGAAUUGGCUCUCUGCAUCUGAAUAAGUACUGGGGGGGGGGGGCUAUUGGGGCUCAUUCAUGUAAAUGGGCCCAAGUUCCAUAGCUAAUGGAGCUUAAAGGGAAUGUAAACCCUGCGCUGCUCAACCAAACGUUACUCGGCUCUUGCUGGACUACAAAUCCCAGAAUAAU
Xenopus tropicalis (tropical clawed frog) is the source of this 2157-nucleotide messenger RNA. It is a transcript of the gene slc16a6, whose product is annotated as solute carrier family 16 member 6. The record is from RefSeq and is a predicted model, not a curated record. Gene Ontology annotation, cellular component: basolateral plasma membrane; membrane. The transcript has 6 exons. Bases 176 to 1744 code for a protein of 522 amino acids. Gene Ontology annotation, molecular function: transmembrane transporter activity. Gene Ontology annotation, biological process: organic acid transport; transmembrane transport. NCBI's taxonomy places the organism in Eukaryota, Metazoa, Chordata, Amphibia, Anura, Pipidae.